AGUAAUUAUAUUAUGCCCUAGCACACCAUAUGAGUUUAUUGGUGUCAACAAUUUUUGAUAUUUUUUAAACGGUCAAUCGACCUGUAGUGAUCACUAAAGUUCGAUUUUCUGAAACAUGCCAUUUAGUUUCGUUCUCUUGGCCUAAAUCGGAGCAUUUAUAUAUUUGGUUUAUUUAGAGACACUAUAACUGUUCCUUUCUUCUUCUCCUUUUUUCAUUGAACCUAAACUUCUUAUCGACAUGGAACAAGCCGCAUUUGCUGAGCAUAUUCUUAAAAAUAUUCGGGCUGAACUGGACCUCCUUAAAAGAUACAAUUAUAUACAACCUCAAUCAUACAAUGAUAUCUUGAAAUUGUUACCCAAUGGUGUUGACAGUAAGGCUAACGGCAUGCCAUCUUCUUCACCUUACCCGAGAAAUAAUACUUCUGCAGGCGUAAUGCCGGUGCCUUCUUCUGAUACCAAAGACGGUGGCGAUACUGCUCCUCCUUCUUACCAAUCAGCAGCCAAAGAGCUUGGCAGCGUUGAAGCUCUAUACGACUACAAAGGAUCUGAUCCCAAUACUGACCUAACCUUUUGUCGUGGUGAUAUUAUUCAGCUGCAGGAGAUGGUUAAUGAUGAUUGGUGGAAGGGUACCUUAUACGGCAGAACGGGCAUAUUUCCCCGUAAUUAUGUCAAACGCAUAGAGGGCCAUUCUUCGGAAAAGAAGUCUCCAGCUCCACCACCCACUCCUGCUCGAAAUAAUAGCAAAGGAAAUUACCCAUCGCCACCAUCUAACCAAUAUCACAGUCCUUACCCUCCUCCAGCUCAGUCGCCACCCUAUGCUGCUCCUCCUCCAUCUGCUCAAUUUUCUACCUAUGCCCCUCCUCCACCUCAACAACAAAUGUCCUACGCUCCUCCUCCACCUCAACAACAGAUGACCUACGCUCCUCCUCCAGUACAGCAUGUCAUGGCUAGCGGUCCUUCUUCUGCUCCUGCAGUUGCUACUGAACAGCAUGAAGAAAACAAAGUCUCUAGCUUUGGUAAAAAGCUUGCCGGAAAUGUAGCUAACGCUGCCACAUGGGGUUUUGGUGCUACCAUUGGUAGUGAUAUUGCUAAUUCUAUCUUCUAAACUACUGGCUUCUUCAAACGUGUUAGAGGUAUGCAAGUAACAAAAUUGUUUUUGUUAAUUGAGAGUUUGAAGUAUUUUUCUCGCGGAACGUUUUUCCGGAAAAAUGGUUAAUAUUCACCCGAAUAAAAGUUUAAACGCAUGCAUCGCGUUGAAGAUUAACCGCCACAAUAUGGAGCUAUUUAUAACAUCAAAUGGAUCUUAUCUAAAGGAUUAGACUGGGUUUAAUUUGUCACCAUACCACCUCUUUUAAACCUUUAGUUACUUUUUGGAACAUAUUGUGCGCCUGCGUGAUCCCACUAAGCCUAAGGUAUCUUAUAAAGCUUCACAUCAUUACAACUCAGGCCUACAAGCAUCGCAGUUUUCCAAGGCAUACCAAAUACCACCUGAAGGAAACAAUGUAUGCUUUUCACUUGAAAAUUUUGAUAAAGCAUAGACCUCUGCAGUUUGAGAAUACAUAUACUUUAA
This is a messenger RNA of Mycotypha africana, 1570 nucleotides long. RefSeq lists its product as uncharacterized. Gene Ontology annotation, biological process: protein transport to vacuole involved in ubiquitin-dependent protein catabolic process via the multivesicular body sorting pathway. Gene Ontology annotation, molecular function: protein binding. The transcript has 2 exons. Lineage: Eukaryota; Fungi; Mucoromycota; Mucoromycetes; Mucorales; Mycotyphaceae. The coding region runs from base 239 to 1105 and encodes 288 amino acids. The record is from RefSeq and is a predicted model, not a curated record. Gene Ontology annotation, cellular component: ESCRT-0 complex.